This is a messenger RNA of Leptomonas pyrrhocoris, 1847 nucleotides long. Its product is annotated as oxidoreductase-like protein. Gene Ontology annotation, molecular function: flavin adenine dinucleotide binding; FMN binding; NADPH-hemoprotein reductase activity. The record is from RefSeq and is a predicted model, not a curated record. NCBI's taxonomy places the organism in Eukaryota, Euglenozoa, Kinetoplastea, Trypanosomatida, Trypanosomatidae. Bases 96 to 1847 code for a protein of 583 amino acids. The transcript has a single exon. Gene Ontology annotation, cellular component: cytosol.
GUUUUUUUCUGCAGUGAAAUAUUCGAGCGUCGGCUGAAUUCGAUUUUCUCUGUUUGCUUUCGAUAAUCUUUAUGACAUUGAUCGGCCGCGCUCAGAUGCGACGACCACGUGAACCGGCUCCAGGUGACUGCUGCGGGAGCGGAUGCACUCGCUGUGUUUGGGAUAUGUAUUACGAUGAACUGGCCAAAUUCGAGGAGUUUAUCGCCAAUGGUGGGGAAGAAGAGGAGGCGAGUGUGUCUUCGGAAGACGAUACGCCGAUCAGUUACGUUGGGUCUGUUGUUGUCAAGUAUCUUGGUGCCACAGAGCUCUCUGACCGCUCCGCGUAUACCUUCUCAGACUUUGAGAAGGAAGAGGUGAAGCUGCGCAAUUUGGUGCCGAUUGAAAAAGUCAACUUGAUCAAGUCGAGUGAGAGUGUGUUUGAUCCUAACACUCCCGGAGUCAACAUAAUUGAUGUUCACGCACCUUUUUCAGGGGUGCGGCCCAUGCCGGGAGACACGGUAGAAAUACUUGUCCCAAACAGCACGGGAACCAACGCAGGAGACGACGUUGCGCGGCUUUGCAAAGCCCUGGGGCUUGACCCGAAUACUUGGUGCGAGCUGCGUCGCUCUCCUUUUGUGCCUGAAGACAACUUCCCGCCAUGGCUUCCGCUCGAAGUGCCGAUCACGGUGGGACACCUCUUUUCUUUUUACAUCGACGUUAGCAGUAGCAGCUACCUGCUUCAUCGCAGUUUUUUCGAGGGUUUGUUACGGAUCUAUAACAACUCGAAAGCCAUGUCAAAGUCAUCCGACCUCGCACCCAGCACACGCGAUCGUGAGAAAGUGCAAUUGCUGAAGGAGUGUGCCUCCACCGACAAAGGAGCGGAAGUGCUUCGUACCAUGGCGAACACCGCGGCUCCCCUCUGCUAUCCCUCGCUCGCAGACGUCCUUGAGGCCUUUUCGUUUGUAAAGGUUCCUCUCGACAGACUCUUGGAAGUCACCGGACCCCUUCAACCACGAAAAUUUAGCGUCACAAACUACAUUCCAAGCAACGCUGCAGUUGAUCACAUCCAACUUUGCAUGCGAGAAGUUUGUGCACCGCGUUCACGCAACCUGAAUGCGAGCGCGGUGAGCGGAAGCCCGCGGCGCGUUGCUGAGAUGCUCAAUGAAGCCUCGUACGGAGUUUCCUCUGACUCCAGCGAGUUCUUCUUUGGGCACACGUCUCAUCCGCUCUGUAAUGCAGCACGGACAAGUCAGAAGGGUGCUUUGACCCUGCCAAGAAAGAUGUACGUCGGCUCUUCUCUCUUCGGGAGAACGUACUUUGCAAAACAACUUCAUGCUGGAUGCUCCCUCGUCUGCGAUCCUUCGCGUGCUAAGAAUCUGCGCAGCAUGGUUUUUUUUGUGGGGUGUGGAACUGGUAUUGCCCCACUUAUCGCGGCGGUGUCCCAGCUCAUGUACCUCCGAGCGUCUUCGUCGGGCGACGACGCACCGUACCCUUGUUGGGUUUUCUACGGUGCACGAACGGAGGCGGAGCUGGUGUACCACGAAAAACUUGAGUCGGCGCUGUCAACCGGUGCUAUAACCCAUUACGAGUGCGCCCUUUCGCGCGUUCAAGAGAAGGGGCAGAACCGCAGCCAUGUUACAGAUCUGCUCAAGAAACAUCAGACAGCUGUCGUGAAUGCGCUGGAAAAUGCGGGACAAAUGUUUGUGUGCGGCCCCGCAAGUGCGCUACGCGCAGUUCGGAAGGUUCUGGAAUGCGAUUUGCUCGCGGAAGCAGAUGACGACGACAGCGUGCGGGAGCAGAGAAUCUUCAUGUUGGAGAAGCAAGGUCGACUCCUUUUUGACAACUGGAGCACGGGGAGCAUUUUUUAA